AUGUCAGCAAACCAAGAUCCAACAUCAAUCCCAUUUGAAGCACUUCCCCUGGAUCCUAAUGGACCUCCAGGGAAUGCAUGGGGACGAUUCGGCCCUAAUGAUGAAUUGGGCACUUUGAAUUUGUUGACACCAGAGGUGAUUGUUGAGGCUGCUAAGGAAAUCAAAACGGGUGUUCGCAUCUCAAUUGACUGGUUGCUUAGCAUGCCUUCUUUUCCAAGCUUCAACCGCAACCCCUUCAAACAAGAGCUUGUACUUCGACAUCCAAACUGUGUUUUCGAUGAUAUCUUGACUUUCAAUAGUCAAGGCUCAUCUCAGUGGGAUGGAUUCAGACAUUAUGCUAAUCAGAAGGCGCGAAAGUUUUACAAUGGACACACAACAGAAGAAAUUGAGAGUUCAGAUGUGAUAGGUCUUCAUACUGUUGUUGAACACGGUGGUAUGACGGGUCGUGGUGUUUUAUUGGAUUUCGCCGACUGGGCUUCAACCAACUCCAUAUCGGUGUCAGCUCUAGAGUCCGAGGCUAUUACCCUGGAACAAAUCAAACAAGUUGUGAUCGACCACAAACUUGAGUUCAGAAAAGGAGACAUUUUAUUGAUCCGCAGUGGAUUUACUGCAGCUUACAAUGAGUUGACUGAGCAACAACGCAGAGACAUGCCCAAUCGGCCCUCCCCAGAUUUCAAUGGCGUCGAGGCAACCGAGGGUAUGCUGCGAUGGCUCUGGGAACACCAGUUCGCAGCUGUGGGCGGAGAUGCCCCGAGCUUUGAACGAGCUCCGAUCCGCGGCAGUCAUGCGGAUCCAAAUUUCAAUCUCCACGAAUGGGUCUUAGCGGGAUGGGGCACACCAAUCGGGGAGAUGUUUGAUUUAGAGAAGCUCUCUGCUCACUGUAAGACUACAGGGAGAUAUAGUUUUUUCUUGUCCAGUAUGCCACUUAAGGUUGCUGGUGGCGUCGCGAGUCCACCAAAUGCAUUUGCCAUUUUUUAA
Molecule: messenger RNA, 978 nt
Organism: Penicillium malachiteum
Lineage: Eukaryota; Fungi; Ascomycota; Eurotiomycetes; Eurotiales; Aspergillaceae
Product: cyclase family protein
Exons: 4
Coding region: 1-978 (325 amino acids)
Molecular function (GO): arylformamidase activity
Source: RefSeq, a predicted model, not a curated record